Molecule: messenger RNA, 2246 nt
Organism: Carassius carassius (crucian carp)
Lineage: Eukaryota; Metazoa; Chordata; Actinopteri; Cypriniformes; Cyprinidae
Product: E3 ubiquitin/ISG15 ligase TRIM25-like
Exons: 12
Coding region: 79-2187 (702 amino acids)
Molecular function (GO): protein binding; zinc ion binding
Source: RefSeq, a predicted model, not a curated record
AAGUUUCGUUUUCAUUGUAAAGGGCGCAGUUGAGAAGUGUGUUGACUCAGUGAUCGCUGUUAACUUGGACGUGUCACAAUGGCGGAAAAUAUGUCUCUGCUGGGUCUUGAAGAUGAGUUAACAUGUAGUAUCUGUUUAUGUCUGUUCGAGAACCCGGUGAGUUUAAUCUGUGGACACAGUUUCUGCGCUAACUGUCUCGAAGCGACAUGGAACGACAGGGUAUCAUCUCUGUCCUGUCCUCAAUGUCGAAUGGUGUUCACCAGUAAACCUGAAUUAAAGAAGAACACCGUCCUCAGCGCAGUGCUCGACGCCUAUAGAAUAAAAGCAGGCGUCUCUGAACCAGUCAAGGAACAUUUUGAGGUGAAAAUGAAAGAUCCAGAUGUAAUCAAAUGUGAUAACUGCAUGGAAGCCAAAGCCGUCAAAACUUGUCUGACAUGUAUGGCGUCUUAUUGUGAGGAGCAUGUCAGGCCCCACCGGGAGAAUGCCAUUUUCCGGGCGCAUCAACUGUCUGAUCCGCUGCCAGAUCUAAUGGAGCGUCUCUGUUCAGAUCAUGGCAAACUGAUGGAGUUCUACUGCAAUCAACACCAGAGCUGCAUGUGCAGUACCUGUCUGCAGGACAUGCAUAAAGGCUGUGAGUUUAUCACGGCAGAUGAGCGACGCUUCAAACAAAAGACUGACCUGACUGACAAGCUCAACAUCCUUGAUGUCAAAAUGGACAAGAAUCAGCAGGUUAUGACACAGAUGAAGGAGCAACAAGUCAAAUUAAAGGAGCUAGCUACAACCCGCAAACGUAUUCUUGAGACUGAAUACAGGCAGAUUAGAGAAAUGAUUGACCGAGAUGAGAAAGAAGCCAUGCUUACUAUCGAUAAGGAACAGGAAAAAGGUCAGAGCAAACUGGUCACCAUGAUAAAGAAAUUUAAUGAGAACAUCGAGAAGAUGAGUAGGACCAAAUCUGAGAUCAACAUUCUGCUGGACCAGUCGCAGUCACUAGCAUUCAUAAAGGCCUCUGUGGAUUUGCCCUCUGUGGUAAAUUUUGAGCCCCAUAACCCUCGUGUGAAUGUGGAAAGUAAAGAGGUGAUAGCUUAUCAUGCCUCUGCAGUUGCACUGAAGGAGUGGAUCACCAAAUUAAUGCAGCAGCCAUUAGAAAACAGAAUCUCUUUACUUAAACCAGAGUUUGAGAAAUCUGUUCUUGGCGCAGUUAAAGAAAGUUCUAUUCCGAGUGUACCACACAUUAUGGACCCGAUCAGACAGAAUGCAUUUUUUCCAGUGAGAGGAAACCAAUUCCCUGGAAUCCCAAUUGAGAUUCCUCCCCUCUUGCCAAAUCCAAGAGACAUGUGGAUGCAAAAGGCACCAAUUGCGUGGUUUGACCCUUCAGCACAUUUGACAUCUCCCAGUCCAACCUCUGGUCCCAAAGCCAAGGCUCCAGGAACUAAACAGAAAAAUUUCAGCAAGCCUGCUAAAGAUCAGAAAGAUCGCAAAGACCAGAAGCCAAACAAACCUAGGAAUCCUUCUAAAGGAGCAAAUCCUGUUUUCUCCAAAAGCAUGGAAAACUUGCUUGACAUCACAGUUAAAACUGUAGACAUACCUGACAUAAAUCCACCUGCUGUUUCACCAGAUGUGCUAAACUCUGUUAAACGAAGUGACCUUCUUAAAUAUGGCACUAUCCUCAAUUUUGACGUCAGAACAGCUCACAAGCGGAUCUUGCUGACUGAAAACAACACCAAAGCCACAGUCUCGGAUGACCCAGCUCAUUAUCCAGAUAUUCCCCUUCGCUUUUCUGUUUGUUCCCAGGUGCUCUGCACAAAGGGUUUCUCUCAGGGCCGUCAUUAUUGGGAGAUCAAAAUGAGCAGUAACAACUUCUGCGGACUGGGACUUGCAUAUGGAAGAAUCGACCGCAAGGGUCCGUCUAGCCGUCUGGGGCGUAAUGCAGACUCCUGGUGUGUGGAGUGGUUUAACGUGAAGCUUUCUGCAUGGCACAACAGCAUCGAGACGGUGCUGCAGAAUCCCAACCCGAGCCGCGUGGGCGUCUUGCUGGACUGUGAUCAGGGAAGUGCAACAUUCUAUAAUGUGCAGGACAGGGCCUACCCUUUCCACACAUUUGUCUUUCCUUUUAUUGAGGCUGUAUAUCCUGCUUUCUGGAUCUUCUCAAAUACCUCUUCUGUCACUUUGUGCAAGCUCAACAAUUGAGAGUAUCUAAGUCAAACUGAUAUUUCUUUUGGAACACAAAUUAAGAUAUUUUCAAUAUU